AUGUCCUUUUCCAACAGCUCCGACCCCAGCUCUUCCUUCUUCAUCCUGGCCAGCAUCCCAGGGCUGGAGGCUGCCCACUUCUGGAUGGCAAUCCCGCUGUGCUCCAUGUACAUUGUGGCCGUCGUGGGCAACUGCGCUGUUCUCUUCAUUGUGAAGACAGAGCCCAGCCUGCACGCUCCCAUGUACUUCUUCCUCUGCAUGCUGGCUGCUAUCGACCUGGCCUUGUCCACGUCCACGGUCCCACGUGUCCUCUCCUUCUACUGGUUCAACACCAAGGAGAUCAGCUUUGGUGCCUGUCUCCUCCAGAUGUUCCUCAUCCACACCCUCUCAGCCAUUGAGUCCACUGUCCUCCUGGCCAUGGCUGUGGACCGCUACGUGGCCAUCUGCCACCCACUGAGACAUGCUGCCAUCCUCACCAAUGCCUUGACGGUGAAAAUUGGCCUGGCAGCCAUGGCCAGAGGAGUCCUCUUCUUCCUGCCCUUGCCAUUGCUCCUCCUGCCCCUUCCUUUCUGCAACUCCCGAGUCCUGUCUCACUCCUUCUGCCUGCACCAGGAUGUGAUGAACCUGGCGUGCGCCAACACCACUCCCAGCGUGGUGUACGGCCUCACUGCCAUCCUGCUGGUCAUGGGCCUGGACGCCCUCCUCAUCUGCAUCUCCUACGCCCUCAUCCUCAGGGCCGUCUUGCAGCUGGCAUCAUGGAAGGAGAGGCUCAGGGCGUUCAGCACCUGCGUUGCCCACAUUGGUGUGGUCCUGGCCUUCUACGUGCCACUGAUCGGGCUGUCCGUGGUGCACAGGUUUGGGAGAGGCCUGGCUCCGCUGGUCCGUGUCGCCAUGGGGAACGUCUACAUCCUGGUGCCCGCCGUGCUCAACCCCAUCAUCUACGGGGUGAGGACCAAACAAAUACAGAGAAGGAUCCUGAGUCUAAUUCACAUACACAAAUUCAGGACUUCUCAGUGA
Tinamus guttatus (white-throated tinamou) is the source of this 957-nucleotide messenger RNA. RefSeq names its product olfactory receptor 51E2. Gene Ontology annotation, molecular function: olfactory receptor activity; G protein-coupled receptor activity. NCBI's taxonomy places the organism in Eukaryota, Metazoa, Chordata, Aves, Tinamiformes, Tinamidae. Gene Ontology annotation, cellular component: plasma membrane. The record is from RefSeq and is a predicted model, not a curated record. Gene Ontology annotation, biological process: G protein-coupled receptor signaling pathway.